This is a messenger RNA of Aplysia californica (California sea hare), 2149 nucleotides long. Its product is annotated as arylsulfatase B. NCBI's taxonomy places the organism in Eukaryota, Metazoa, Mollusca, Gastropoda, Aplysiida, Aplysiidae. The transcript is spliced from 14 exons. The coding region runs from base 81 to 1553 and encodes 490 amino acids. The record is from RefSeq and is a predicted model, not a curated record.
UCAAUUGACAACAACAGCAGGCCACCCACAGGCUUCAAGUCUAACUUUGCUGACGGCGGGAGGCAGGAAAGAAACACACAAUGUCGUGGUUGUUUGUUAUUUUCCCUUUUCUCAUUCUUCUGACUGAAGUAAACGGCAAACCACCACACGUUGUUUUCAUGGUUGUCGAUGAUCUAGGCUGGAAUGACGUGGGCUUCAACAACCCGGACAUCAUAUCCCCAAACAUCGACAGCCUGGCUCAUGAUGGCGUCAUCCUCAACCAUGCCUACGUGCAGCCCCUCUGCUCACCGUCACGGAGUGCAUUUAUGACCAGCUACUAUCCAUUCAGGCUGGGGUUGCAGCAUAUGGUGAUCAACAACGAAGCCCCUGUGUGUGCUCCCCUGGACAAGACGUUCUUGCCCCAAGUCCUCAAGAAGAACGGCUACGCCACACACAUAGUGGGAAAAUGGCAUCUUGGGUUCUGUCGCUGGGAAUGCACGCCCACCUACCGAGGUUUCGACACAUACUACGGCUACUACAACAGUGCUGAAGAUUACUACAUCAAAGUUCAGGCACAAGGCUUUGAUUUCCACAUCAACGAAAAGAUCAACUGGGAUGCUGUAGGGAACUAUUCUGCUUACCAGUACGGCGAUGCUGUGGAGAAUGUGGUGAGACAACAUGAUCCGACUGCACCCCUCUUCUUGUACUUUCCCAUACAGUCAGUGCAUGAACCACUGGAGGUUCCCUUACAUUACUACAACAUGUACCCAAACAUCACCAACGAUGGAAGACGGAUAUUUUCAGGCAUGGUGACGGCCGCGGACGAUGUGGUGGGCCGACUGGUCAAGGUGCUCAAAGACAGGGAUAUGUUUGAUGACACCAUUUUCUUCUUCACCGCCGAUAAUGGUGGCUGGGUACCGUACCACGGGAACAACUACCCCCUGAGGGGAGGCAAAAUCACCAUCUGGGAGGGUGGCACCCGCGUGCCUGCUUUUGUGCACGGGAAACCUCUACAGAAGACUGGAGUGAGAUAUGAUGGACUGAUGCAUGCGGUCGACUGGUUCCCCACGAUUCUGGAGGCAGCGGGAAUAAAUUACUCUGACCCGCACAGAGACGGGAUCAGCCAGUGGCAGUCCAUCACGUCACUGUCCGCCUCCAGACGCUCCGAGUUUGUCUAUAACCUGGACAACUACACCACUCCCAACCAGGGACACGCAGCCAUCAGAGUGGGCGACUUCAAACUGAUCGUAGGUUACCCCGGCCUGUACAACGACUGGUACAAACCGGAGGAAGACUGGCCGGGACCCCCGCCCAGCUCGGACUACUCGGACCUGGACUCACAAAUGGACCCUCACACCUACUCCAACUGGACCAAGUUCAGGGGCCUCUACAACAUCAAAGAUGACCCGUACGAACACAACAACUUGUACGACAAACUCCCAGAGGUUGUAGAAAAGCUCAAGGCGCGGAUGUCCCACUACUACACAAUGAUGGUGCCGGCUAACUACCCACCCAACGACCCCAAAGCUGACCCCAACAACUUUGACCUCUGGUGGCAGCCAGGCUGGUGUUGAGAGGUCAAGAGGUCAUCCCUGUGCUCACUGCAGGGGUGUAUUUGUGCGACAUCUUUGUGUGCUGUGAGUUUAUAAUCAGUGAGGAUAUUUUCUUAGAGGAAAAAGACAAUCACUCAAAACCGUAUUGUUGAGAUGAGAAGAAGCAGUAUUAUUGUUGAUGUUGUUGCUGGUUUUACUUUUAAUAUUAGGUCUGUUAUUGUUAUUGAUGUUAGGUCUAUUAUUAUAAUUGAUGUUAUAAUAUUUGUUGUAUUUUUUAUGAAAUUUUUAAUUUUGACUGGGCAUCAGAUUCAAAGCAGCUGAUACACUUUGUCAUAUUUGUUGUUAUGAAAAAGGGUCUUACUUUUUGCUUCAUGGUUAGUUAGUGUCUUUUGGCCUGGCUACUGAAGUAAUGUUAUGUUUUUAUGGUCAGAGUAGACUUUGUUUAACACAGAAUUCCUGCUUACACGAAAGGGUUUCAAAUACCCUUAUUACUUCUCUUAAUUUAACCUGAAAUCUGCUUAGCACAAAAAAUUCUCUGUUCUUGUGAAGUUUAUAUAAUCAGAUUUUGCUCUAUAUACGUGAGAGAAACCAGACUUCAAGUGUGACGUGAUUGCGAA